AGCCGCCGGGUUGUGGUGUGCUCAGUGCCCCCCUAGAACGAAUGCACAACCCACUGGGGCUGCUCGUUCUCCAGGCAGGGCCACCACCACGGGGGGCGUCACGGGGAUUUCAGCAGCUCGGGGUACAACUGUCUGCCCCCACCCCGGGAGCUGAGGGUGAUGGCAUCGGUGGGGGACCAUUCUAUGACAGCGCUGGGACGCUUCAGUCCCAAAUGUGUACGGAGUCCACCCAAACAAAGCCUGCGCUGGGUGCGCAGCUGGCAGCGAGCGCUGCACGGGGCGGGGUCUGAUGGCAGCGCCCGGCCUGCGAGCCACGGCGCCCGCCCAUGAGUCACCCGGGGACACUGACGCAGCCGCUCCGUCACCGUGAGCCCGUCCCCGCUCCCCCGGUUCUGGCGGGGAUGCGCGGCCUCCUCCCAUCUCUCCGCGCUGUUUCCAUCCCGGCCGCUCCGCUGUCCCGCACCGCCGCUCUCCUGCCCGCACCGCGGUGACGUGCUCCGGCUGCUCCGGCUGCCGGGGAGGGACCCGCCCGCCUUCGCUCCACGCCAUCAAACUUCGCUCCUCCGCACCGGCGCUGCUCGCACAUGGCACCCCACGGCUGAACCCACCGCUCGCCCGCACCGGCCAUGUGCCCGCGGUGUCCCGGUGGCGAUGAAGCAGCGAUGAUGGCCGCCGCUGGGACCCUCCUACCCCGCAGAACCGACCCGGGGCAGCCGGGGGAACGACCACCGCUGCGGCUGGUGCUCACCGUGGCGGCGUGGCUGGGCACCGGCACCGCUCUGGCCGGCCUCAACAAAUGGAUUUUCGCCUCCCACGGAUUCCGCUACCCGCUGCUGCUCUCCUCCUUGCACAUGCUGGCGGCCGUGGCGCUGGGUUACCCGCUGGGCUGGGUGCGAGGACCUCCACCUGCCGUCCGGCCCCGGGCACGGAUCUACCUGCUGAGCCUCACCUUCUGCGGCAGCGUGGCUCUGGGUAACCUGGGGCUGAGCCUGGUGCCGCUGGACGCAGCUCAGGCCGUGCACGCUACGGCCCCGCUGGCCACCCUGCUGCUGUCGGCGCUGCUGCGGGGCCGCCGGCACCACCCGCUGCAAUACGCGGCCAUGGGGCCCGUGUGCGCCGGGGCUGCGUGCAGCAUCGCCGGGGGGGUCCGCUUCCACCAGCCCGGGGGCUGCGUCCUCCUGGCUGCCACCGUCCUGCGUGCCCUCAAGUCGCUGCAGCAGAGCCUGCUGCUGCAGGAGGGCCGCCUGGACGCCGUGUCCCUGCUGUGCCUCACCGCCCUGCCCAGCUUCUGCCUGCUCUUCGGUGCAGCCGUGGCGCUGGAGGUGGCCCCGGCGUGGCAGGGCGUGCUGCGCUACGACGGCUCGUUGUGGGGCUGCGUGCUGCUCAGCUGCCUGGGCUCCGUCCUCUACAACCUGGCCAGCUUCUGUGUCCUGUCCCUCACGUCCGCCCUCACCAUCCACCUCCUGGGCAACAUCACGGUGGUGGGCAACCUCCUGCUCUCCCGUCUGCUCUUCGGCAGCAGCCUGAGUGCGCUCAGCUACCUGGGCAUCGCGCUGACACUGGCCGGGAUGUUCAUGUACCAGCAGCCACAGCUGAUUGCCCGGCGCUGGGCGCUGUGGAUGCGGCACCGAUCCUCACGGCACCAGUAGGGGGUGGAGGCGCUGGGACUCGAGUGUGGCACGUCUGGGUGUGCUGCUGAGCGUGGCACUGUGCAUCACGGGAGUGUGCACAGCUCUGUGUGAGCUGGUGUGCAAGGCUGUGUUUGCACAUAUGAGUGCUGGUGUGCUUGGCACCGAGAGCACAGAACUGCGCUGAUGUGCAGAGCUCUGCAUGCACCAGUGUGCGUGGCACACGUGUGCUGGGGUGCAUGUGUGUCCUUGGCACUGUGUGCACAAAACUGGGUUGAUUUGCACUGCUGUGCAUGGCACAGUGUGCAUACAUACGUGCUGGGGUGCACAGCACUGUGUGCGUGUGCAGGUGUGCAGGGCAGUGUGUCCAUGUGUGAGUGCUGGUGUGUGAGGCCAUGAGCAUGUGUGUGCUGCUGUGCAUGGCACUGCAUACACGUGUGCUGGUGUGUGUGGCAAUGUGCACACGUGUGUGUUGGUGUGCACAGCCCCUCUGUGCACGUGUGCUGGGGUGUGUGGCAUAAUAUGCCCACAAGUAUGCUGGUGUGCACAGCUCUGUGUCCUCGUGUGGGUGCUGGUGUGCAUAGCAAUGUAUGCACAUGCAUGUUUGGUGUGCACACUGUGCAUGCACAUAUGUUGGCCACGUGCACAUGCGUGUGCUGGUGCACGUGUGUCGGUAUGUGCAUGUUCUGGAUGUGCAACUGUUUGUGUGCACAGCUCUGUGUGUGGGGUACAUGUGUGCUGGUGUGCACAGGCUCUGCAGGUGUGAGUGUAUCUCUGCACAUGGCAGUGUGUGCAAAGAGCGUGUGAGUGUUGGUGUGUGAAGGUUCCAGGUGUGCAAGUCGGUCUCAUACAUGUGGGCACGUGCUGCUGGGCAGUCUGUGUGGAGUAUGUGUGCAGAUGUGUGCUGGUGUGCACAGACUGUGUGUGCCAGUGGUGCUCCAUGCACAGUUUCAUGCAUGAGAGCAGGAGCCUGUCAGUGUGUGCACAAGUGUGUGUGCAGAUCCUUACAGGUGGGGGUGCAUGCACAUGCAGCUGCACACAGGCUCCAUGUGUGCACAGAUUUGGUGUGUGCAAGAGCAUGGUGUGUGUGUGUGUGUGCACAUGUGCAUAUCACUAUUGAGCUCUGCGGGAUGGAGUGAGCCUGGUGCAUGUGUGGGAGGUGUGUGCACAGCUUGUUCCCCCAUGGGACAGAGGGCGUUGGAGCCUUGGGGUGCUGUGUGCCAUUACAAUGCUGCUGUCACCGUGUGUCACCGUGCUGCUGCUGGUGAUGGCAUGUUGGACAUGGAUGCACACCCGUGUGUGCUCCCCAGCAGGUACAGUGGCACCGGGACAGCUCUGAAAUAAAGCUCUAUUUUUGUCAUACUCCA
This is a messenger RNA of Coturnix japonica (Japanese quail), 2995 nucleotides long. RefSeq names its product solute carrier family 35 member E4 (gene SLC35E4). The record is from RefSeq and is a predicted model, not a curated record. NCBI's taxonomy places the organism in Eukaryota, Metazoa, Chordata, Aves, Galliformes, Phasianidae.